AUGUCUGAGUCCCCCCUGGCAAACACGACUCCUCCCAGACUGAACUCGUCUGAGACCAAAGGCAGAGGAGCUCUGCUGUCGGACAUCUGCAAAGGCACCAGGCUGAAGAAGGUCGGGGUGGUCAACGACCGGAGCGCCCCGAAUCCGGAGGAGGAGGAGGAGGCGGAGGAGGAGGAGGAGGUGGCGGCAGUAGUGGAGGUUUCGGAGGUGGAGGGCCAAUGGGAAUGGGGGGUCUUUUCCAAGGAGGUGUGCCUAAAUUACGCCCAGUUGGAGGUAUAUUUCCGUAGAUAUCACAAUAUUCAAAACCAUGCUGGCGGGUCCGUGGGCAGAUCUGCCCUGCGGCCCCCCGGCUCCCGGCCCACAGCCCCUCGCCCCCCCACCGGCCGGUCCACCUCGCCGUCCCCGGGCAGCAGGCCGUCCCCCCCGGAGCAGCCGCGCUCCCACCGCCCCUCGCUCCCCGACAUCUCCCGCCCCCCCGCCGGCAGCUCCUCCUCCAGCGGCAGCGGAAUGAAGCACAGCACCUCCGCGCCCCCCCCUCCUCCGCCCUUCAUGAGAGGGGGCCGUGGCAACGCUCCUCCGACCCCCAACCAGAAAGCGCCGGCCCCGCCAUCCUCAUCCUCCUCCUACAGCCGGGAGAAGCCCCUCCCACCGACGCCCAGCAGAGGCCCCACCCCCCCCAGUGCCAUGAAGCAGCCCCCGUCCUCCAGCGGGUCGGCUGGAGGCGGUAACUCUGCGCCGCCGCCGCCCCCUCCACCCUACAGGCCGCAUCCGUCGGCCGGCGUCUCCAACGGGCCGUCUCACCCGGACGGGGGGGGCGCCCCGCACCUCCCCCAGAGACACAACUCCCUGCGCAAAAAACACUCCUCGGCCAGCAGCAACCAAGGACGCAGCCACGCCCCGCCGCCGCCGCCGUCCCCGUCCCCGUCGUCCCAGGGGGUCAGCAGGCCCCCGCCGCCGGUCAGACAGCCGCCGGGACGCAGAGCAGCCCCCCAGGUGCCUUCCUCCGGGUCUCGUAACGGUGGACGGGAGGUCCCUCCCCCUCCACCCCCAUAUCGGGGCCACAGCUCUGUGACCUCGGAGCCCCCCAGCCGAAUGGGGAAACCGAAUCCUCCCCCCCUCCUCCACCUCCUCCUCCUCAUCUUCCCGGACCCCAGCUGGACCUCCUCCACCUCCCCCACCCAUCCGAAACGGUCCAUCAUGGAUGAUUUUGAAUCCAAGUUCAACUUCCACCCCAUCGAGGAUCUCCCACCUCCAGAGGACUACAGGCCCUUCAGCAAAGUGUACCCCAGCAAAACCAACAAGGAUAGAAUCAACCAUGAGAGGAGCCCCUCCAGCCCCGCCGGUGGGGAGGUGAACAUUCCCUCCGCCUGGAAAAAACGAACUCUGUCCGCCGACCCGUCGGGAGGUGGGGACGGAGCAGCACUCGACUCACAAACACACUACACGCACUAACACUUAAAACCACCAGCCCGGAGCACAGCGGCAACCACCCCAGCGCUCUGCGCUUUUGUCUUUGCAUGAGAACAAAAAACAAAAAAAAAGAGAAACCACUGAAGGAAGCCAGAAAGGCCCUCAGCUCGGCCUGACUCCACAUAUCAGGACCAAACACUGAACACUUCCAGAUCUCUGCAUUCCACUUC
Messenger RNA from Menidia menidia (Atlantic silverside), 1640 nucleotides. Lineage: Eukaryota; Metazoa; Chordata; Actinopteri; Atheriniformes; Atherinopsidae. The record is from the annotation of a GenBank genome assembly.